CUCUCUCUGUACACGCUGCUGGCAAAGCAAGCUGGCUUUCCCAGGGACAGACUAAGAGCUUUAGUCUGAAGCACAGGACUGCACAGUGCCGCAGGGAACUAACAGCACACUGGAUUAUUAAUUACCACCUCUGCUGAGACAGACUUACAGCCCAGCACUGCCACUGAAAUCAAUGGAGUUCUUCAGUGAAUUCCUGCAGCUUGCAAUUCCCCAGUACAAACCUAUGGGAAGAAAAAUUGUUUUCUAUUGCCUGAUUUUCCUCCUGCUGAUGGAUGGGAGCCUGCUAGAACACGUAAAAAAUUCCGAAACAUAUUGCGUUUUUCAAGACAGAAAGUAUCGUGUUGGAGAAAGAUGGCAUCCUUAUCUGGAACCCUAUGGACUUGUAUAUUGUGUAAACUGCCUGUGUCGAGAGGGUGGAAAUGUCCUUUGCAGCAGAGUGAGAUGCCCAAGUCUGCAUUGCACCAACCCAGUUUAUAUACCACAGCUGUGCUGCCCACGCUGCCCAGGAGAUGGAAUGUUAUCCUGGGAGCACCAUGAACCAGACACCUACAGACAGCCAGCUAACAGAGAAGCGAGACACUCCUAUCACCGUGUCCAUGACCACUCACCUGGCUCCAACAGGCAAACAGGGAACGCACAGCAUAAAUUCUCCAGCACAAGAAGCAAUCGUGGAGUCCUUUCAGAUCCCCAACAGGCCUCAGGAACUAUCGUGCAGAUUGUCAUCAACAACAACCACAAGCAUGGGAAAGUGUGCGUGUCUAAUGGGAAGACAUACUCCCACGGAGAAUCUUGGCAUCCCACCUUGCGAGUCUUUGGAGUGGUGGAAUGUGUGCUGUGUACCUGCAAUUUUACAAAACAGGAAUGCAAGAAAAUAAGCUGCCCAGAGCAAUAUACAUGUAAAUAUCCCCAGAAGAUAGAUGGGAAAUGCUGCAAAGUUUGCCCAGAGGAAGUUAUUGACCCUCAUUCUGGGGACAGAGAUUCCUUAUGUGGAGAAGAAACCAUCCCAGUGUAUGAAGCCGUAUUGCUGGAGCAAGAAGAAACCAUCAGGAAAAUUGCCGUAGUGACAGAUGACCCCCCUAUGUCGGACAUCCAUGUGUGGAUCAUUCAGAAAGGUAUUCUGCGCCAGUUUUACACAGAAAAAAUGCCCACUGAAGAAUUUAAAGAGCAGCAGGAGUUCAAACAAAUAACUAGGACAACACCAAGUCAGUGGAAAAUCUUCAGUGAAGGCGAAGCGCAAAUUAGCCACAUGUGCGAAACACGAGUUUGUCGGACAGAACUGGAAGACUUGGUGAAGGUUCUGUACAUAGACAAGAGUGAAAAGGGCCAUUGUUAAGAGCAGGAGUCUGAAGGGGAUUCUAAUCCAGAAGCAGCCUAAAGACAUUGGAUUUGUAGCUGGACUGCAGGCUGAUUCUGCUUAAGUCAACAGUGUUGCAGAACUCAGAAUGUGGGGACUGUUAUGCAUGAUGUGUUGCAGAAAGCAAAUGACAAAUCUAACUGUGUAGGAGCAUUUAAAUGCUUCCUCUUAUGCCUUAGAGGGCUGGCAUCAAAUCUGAAAAAUACAGGUUUCUUUUUUAAGUGAAAUGUUUAUUUGGAAAGUUAAUAUUAAUGGAAUAUGCAUAAAGUAGUAAGAGACAACAUAUAAGUGUGUGAAUCAAUGUACUUCUGCAGAUCUUGGCAUGCAUGUCAUUUCAUCACUGGCUAAAAUCUAGGGAGGGUGCUGCUUUAACAACAUAGUGCAGUAACUCUCCCCAACCAUUCAACAUACAGUAUAGCUUUGAUUGGCUGUGCGCUCUAAGAGUUAGCACAUGUCUCAUAUGCUUAUGGCUGUGGGCUACUUCCAUGGUUCUACAUUACAGUCUGGGGGGGCAUGAUGUUCCUGCCACAGAAAUUUUCCAAACCAAAGUUUACUUUUAAGUCAAGCAAAAAAAUGUUCAGUAUUUUUAAAUAAAGUGGUUCACAACCUGAAUACAAGGCAAGUUUAGUGUCAAAAGACACAAAAAGAAUUACUUAUGGAGCACUGGUGAAGCACAAUGUUGCACUGGCCCCCAAUGCUUACAUAUUCCUAAUGCUCUGUAGGGUCACAUAGCCUAAAGCCACGUAUUAGUAAUAUAUGAAUUUAUCAGUAUAACACUGCCAACAUAUGUAAAACCAAUGGGAAAACAAGCUACAUGAUAACAAAUCAAUCGCUGUCCUUCAUGGAAAUGAUAUUGCCAAAUAUUAUCUUGUCUUUGAGUGUCUCUUUGUUAGUAAAUGUUGCAUUGCCAAUGUAUUAUGCCUUGUCUCUGAAGAAUAUUAUGUAAUAUACUUUUUUAUGAUAUGUUGGCAGAAAGAACAAUAUACACAUAACAUUGGUUAAAAAGGGUUCAACUUAACAAAAGUACAAUGGCCCAACCCAGCCAGGCAGAGUGUACUAAAAGCAAAGGACUGGUUGGUUCUUUUUGCUUUUUGUGCUCUUUGAAAUGUUUACUUAUGUUAAAGUAUAAGGCACCCCCAACUUGUGGCCCUCCAGCUGCUGCUGAACUACCUUCUCUUGGCAUCUCAAUGGCUAGCAAGGAGUUAUAGGGCGUCAGCUACUGUGUGUCUAAUAUAUAUAACCAUUUAGCCAGAGAAGAAAAAAUGAACGCUAGGGUAUUAGGAUAAAAAAAUGUACAUAAUGCACUUUUAUCAGAAUUCUUCUCUGGAAGACAUAUCAGCUACAGAAAAUGUCUGUGUCACAAUGAGCAUAAUGAGAGCAGAUAAUGUGUCCAUACAGCAUUAUUUGUGUGCUUGAAUCUCAUGCCAUAUAAGCUUGCUAACAUAUAAAAUGAAAACAAAAACAUCCAGACCAGAAAAGUGAAAUGUGAUAUUUGUGAUGUUUUCGUUUUUUAUUAAAAAUGCUGAGUUUUUGCAUCAUGGAUAGCUA
Messenger RNA from Xenopus tropicalis (tropical clawed frog), 2902 nucleotides. It is a transcript of the gene chrdl1, whose product is annotated as chordin-like 1. Gene Ontology annotation, biological process: developmental process. NCBI's taxonomy places the organism in Eukaryota, Metazoa, Chordata, Amphibia, Anura, Pipidae. The coding region runs from base 173 to 1333 and encodes 386 amino acids. The record is from RefSeq and is a predicted model, not a curated record. The transcript has 10 exons. Gene Ontology annotation, cellular component: extracellular region.